AGAGCGGCUCGGCAGUUGUGGCCGGGGUCGGAGGUGCGGAGCCGCUGUCCUUUCCCCGCGGGUUUCCGAAGAGCAGCGGCAGCGGCGGCAUGGCUUCGGCGGCGGUGGAGAUUUUGGGGCUGGGACUGGGCAUCCUGGGCUGGGUGGGGGUGAUCCUGGCCUGCGGGCUGCCCAUGUGGCAGGUGUCAGCCUUCAUCGACGUGAACAUCGUGGUGGCGCAGACCAUCUGGGAAGGGCUGUGGAUGAACUGCGUGGUGCAGAGCACGGGGCAGAUGCAGUGCAAGGUGUACGAUUCCAUCCUGGCGCUGCGGCCGGAGGUGCAGGCGGGCCGGGCGCUCACGGUCAUCGUGGCGCUGCUGGGGCUGGUGGCGCUCAUGGUCACCGUGGUGGGCGCGCAGUGCACCAACUGCAUCCGGCCCGGCAAGAUGAAGUCCCGCAUCGUGAUCGCCGGAGGGACCAUCUACAUCCUCUGCGGGGUCCUGGUCCUCGUCCCGCUCUGCUGGUUCGCCAACAUCGUCAUCAGCGACUUCUACGACCCCUCCGUGCCGCCGUCCCAGAAGCGGGAGAUAGGGGCCGCGCUGUACAUCGGCUGGGCGGCCACGGCUCUGCUGCUUUUCGGGGGCUGCCUCAUCUGCUGCUGCUCCUGCUUGCAGCGCGACGAGACCUCCUUCCCCGUCAAGUACUCGGCGCCGCGGCGGCCCACCUCCAGCGGCGAGUACGACAAGAAGAACUACGUCUGAGCGGGGCCGCCCGCUCCGCCCGGUCGUGCGGGCACACGGACAGACGGCGCCGCCGGCCGGGAGCGACUGCGGUGAGCUCGGCCGACGGGCGCCGCGGCGCUCCUCAUCCCGGAGCCCGCCCAGCCGCGGCACCACAGCGGCGGCAGCCCCGGGCAGAGCGGCGUCCUGCCGGCCCGCCUCUCCGUCGGAGCGCCGCGUCGGGUCCUGCCCCUGCCCAGCCCGGCCAGCGCUGCCCGGCCCGGCGGCACCGCCGCGCUGCUGGAGCGGAGCCGGGAGUGGUGCGGAGCCGCUGGUGCCUCUCUGCGCGCUGCCGGGCCGUCGUGCGUGCCCUGUCGGGGAGGAGAAGCUUCCCUUCUUCGUUCUAUCUCCUGAAAACCUGCAGCUGACUGACUUCUGCCAUGGCUUUAACUGGUUAAGGUUUUUCCUUUUGUUCUUUGUGGGCAGCUAAACUCGGGUUCCUAUCUGAAGGAAGACUCUAACCUUGGUCCUUAAUCAUGCAGGCAAAUAACUGCUUGGAGAAAGGCACGUCGUUUUGUUCCGUUGUUUUGGGCCCUCAAAGCGCUGAUCUGUGCGCCUUUGAGACUUUUGAAAGUGAUUUCAGAUAGCUGCUGUUGCUCAGCAGAGAACAAAAGCCAUUAUUCCAGGUUCUCCAUCACUUCUCCUUCGUCAGCUUCUGUCCUUCUUGUACUUGAAUACGAACUCAUUGCAGGUCGCCAGAGAUACAGGGGGACUAAAUGCAGAGACCUGGGAGAUCUUUGUGCCCUGGCUCCAGCACGGCGUCCCUCUGUGCCUCUCGUCUGUACUACAGGAGACUGGAAACAAACCUUUCCCUCGCUCGUGAUGCUUAGGCUAUGAGAGGCUUCGUGGCCUUCUUGCUGAGCACUUCUCGCUGCCAAAUCUGAAUCACAUGUGCUCAGCUGGACAUACACAUGCUCGGCUCCCCACUGUAACUUCGGUAACAUGCACUUGCCUUAAUUUAAUUAAUCGGGCAAAUAAAUUAAAUGCUAGAGGA
Molecule: messenger RNA, 1752 nt
Organism: Gallus gallus (chicken)
Lineage: Eukaryota; Metazoa; Chordata; Aves; Galliformes; Phasianidae
Gene: CLDN5
Product: claudin 5
Exons: 1
Coding region: 90-740 (216 amino acids)
Biological process (GO): bicellular tight junction assembly; cell adhesion
Cellular component (GO): plasma membrane; bicellular tight junction
Molecular function (GO): structural molecule activity
Source: RefSeq, marked validated